CAACAAUAUAUAAAAUAUAGCUAGGAACGGAAUUCAUUAUUCAGUGGUGACACCAUCCAUGAACUGCACAAGCAGUUGCCGCUUUUAGCCAACUGGCCAAUAUGGUCUCGGUGGUGACACGGCCAUUUUCCACCUUCCGGUGGCCGCUGGCUCUCAAAUUUCCGGUCAGCCUAAGAAUUCCGGCCCAAUUCGGAGCCCUAAUCACCGUCUACCACCAGCUUUCGAGGUUUUUCCGGUCGGAAUCUGGCGCCUCUGUAAUUUCGUUUGUAUUGAAAUCUGCUAGUAUUUUUAUUGCGAUGACUUUGCCUGCAUGGGUACUUUUGUGCUUGGACAGAAGAAAGAGAAGGAGUGAAUCUAUUGUUCCGGUGGCGGAGGUCAACCACGAGUCGCCGGAGAGGAUGGGUUUCGGGCCCAGGGACGACGAUGAUGAAACUCAUUUUCAAGAAAUUUUACUGUCUUCCAUCUUCACUCCCGAAACACCACCUCAUAAUCCCGACCAAGAACCCGAAAACCCACCCCAAAUCCUCUGCGAGAUCUGCCUCGAGGACAAGGACAGCUGGCAGAUGUUCGAAAACGAGGGGUGCCCCCACACGUUCUGCUACCCCUGCACAUCCCGCCACAUCAGCACUAAAAUCCAAGAACAAGCCCACCACAUAACCUGCCCAGCCCCAAAUUGCAAGUCUGUCCUAACAUACGACACAUGCAAAUUCAUGAUCCCAAAUGACACUCUCGUUAAGUGGGAUCGACUCCUCUGCAUAUCCCUAAUUCCCGAGCCUCACAAACUGUACUGCCCUUUUCGUGACUGUUCAGCCCUUCUCAUUUACGACUCACUUGAGGUUAUUGAGCAGAUUAGAUGUCUCGUCUGCAGACGGGUUUUUUGUGGGGAGUGCCGUGUGCCAUGGCAUUCGGAGUUCAGUUGCAGGGAGUUUCAGAAACUGUGUAAGGGAAAGAAUAAAGAUAAUAAUAAGAUUUUGAAGGUGCUGGCGAAGAAGAAGAAUUGGCAGAAAUGCCCCAAGUGUAAGAUGUACGUGGAGAAGAGUGAGGGUUGUGUGCAUAUAACUUGCAGGUGUUCGUACGAGUUUUGUUACAGGUGUGGCGGGAAAUGGGGCGAGUCUCACGGAAAAUGCGUGACGAGAAGGAGGUGGAUUCCUUACCUAUCUAACUACUAGGUGAGUGUUUGGAGGUUGAAGGUUGAAGGGGGGUUUUGUUGCAUUCUUGUAUAUAUAUGUUAAUAUGGUUGUUCUUUUUCUUUUUUCCUUUCUGUUCUGCCCUUUUGAUUGAGUGGCGUUUUAGGUUCGUUUUCAGUAUGGUAUUUAGGAGUAUUGGUGUUUUAGGUUCAUUUUAAGUAUGGUAUUUAAGAGUAUGUGNAGAAAACUAAUUGAGCCCGUACAAUUGCAAUUUUUUUUAUUAUUAUAAUUAUUAUAAUUAUAAUUAUUAUUUGUGAAUGAUGGAAGUACAUAGGAAAGCUAGAACUCUGC
Messenger RNA from Striga asiatica, 1478 nucleotides. The record is from the annotation of a GenBank genome assembly. Lineage: Eukaryota; Viridiplantae; Streptophyta; Magnoliopsida; Lamiales; Orobanchaceae.